Molecule: messenger RNA, 1697 nt
Organism: Gorilla gorilla gorilla (western lowland gorilla)
Lineage: Eukaryota; Metazoa; Chordata; Mammalia; Primates; Hominidae
Gene: LDHB
Product: lactate dehydrogenase B
Exons: 8
Coding region: 496-1500 (334 amino acids)
Biological process (GO): lactate metabolic process; pyruvate metabolic process
Cellular component (GO): cytoplasm
Molecular function (GO): L-lactate dehydrogenase (NAD+) activity
Source: RefSeq, a predicted model, not a curated record
GCAGUGAGCCGAGAUCGCGCCACUGCACUCCAGCCUGGGCGACAGAGCGAGACUCCGUCUCAAAAUAAAAGAAAGAAAGAAAUUUAUUUCUAUUUGUACUAAAUCUAAUAGAACAAGAGCGUUAAAGUCCAGAAGAGUCGCGGAUGGGCAAGUUUUAUAAAUAACUUGGCCUCCGCAUUGAAGAGCCUGCGAGAUGUGAGACCAGCUGAGAGCGGAAGCCUCUGGAAGGAGACCUCCUCAUCUGGAGGGUGGGGGAGGGAGUGUGCACACUUGAGCCCUUGUCCUUGAAGGGGAUUGAGCGAGCCGAGGGGAGGGGUAGGCGGUACUCGGAUUUCCAAUCACAAUGGAGAAACCUAAGAGGCUGCGGUGGUUGUGGGGCCCCGCCCCCUCCUCCCUCCUUGCAGAGCCGGCGCCCGAGGAGACGCACGCAGCUGACAUUGUCUUCUCCGCACGACUGUUAUAGAGGUCUCCAGAGCCUUCUCUCUCCUGUGCAAAAUGGCAACUCUUAAGGAAAAACUCAUUGCACCAGUUGCGGAAGAAGAGGCAACAGUUCCAAACAAUAAGAUCACUGUAGUGGGUGUUGGACAAGUUGGUAUGGCGUGUGCUAUCAGCAUUCUGGGAAAGUCUCUGGCUGAUGAACUUGCUCUUGUGGAUGUUUUGGAAGAUAAGCUUAAAGGAGAAAUGAUGGAUCUGCAGCAUGGGAGCUUAUUUCUUCAGACACCUAAAAUUGUGGCAGAUAAAGAUUAUUCUGUGACCGCCAAUUCUAAGAUUGUAGUGGUAACUGCAGGAGUCCGUCAGCAAGAAGGGGAGAGUCGGCUCAAUCUGGUGCAGAGAAAUGUUAAUGUCUUCAAAUUCAUUAUUCCUCAGAUCGUCAAGUACAGUCCUGAUUGCAUCAUAAUUGUGGUUUCCAACCCAGUGGACAUUCUUACGUAUGUUACCUGGAAACUAAGUGGAUUACCCAAACACCGCGUGAUUGGAAGUGGAUGUAAUCUGGAUUCUGCUAGAUUUCGCUACCUUAUGGCUGAAAAACUUGGCAUUCAUCCCAGCAGCUGCCACGGAUGGAUUUUGGGGGAACAUGGCGACUCAAGUGUGGCUGUGUGGAGUGGUGUGAAUGUGGCAGGUGUUUCUCUCCAGGAAUUGAAUCCAGAAAUGGGAACUGACAAUGAUAGUGAAAAUUGGAAGGAAGUGCAUAAGAUGGUGGUUGAAAGUGCCUAUGAAGUCAUCAAGCUAAAAGGAUAUACCAACUGGGCUAUUGGAUUAAGUGUGGCUGAUCUUAUUGAAUCCAUGUUGAAAAAUCUAUCCAGGAUUCAUCCUGUGUCAACAAUGGUAAAGGGGAUGUAUGGCAUUGAGAAUGAAGUCUUCCUGAGCCUUCCAUGUAUCCUCAAUGCCCGGGGAUUAACCAGCGUUAUCAACCAGAAGCUAAAGGAUGAUGAGGUUGCUCAGCUCAAGAAAAGUGCAGAUACCCUGUGGGACAUCCAGAAGGACCUAAAAGACCUGUGACUAGUGAGCUCUAGGCUGUAGAAAUUUAAAAACUACAAUGUGAUUAACUCAAGCCUUUAGUUUUCAUCCAUGUACAUGGAUCACAGUUUGCUUUGAUCUUCAAUAUGUGAAUUUGGGCUCACAGAAUCAAAGCCUAUGCUUGGUUUAAUGCUUGCAAUCUGAGCUCUUGAACAAAUAAAAUUAACUAUUGUAGUGUG